Messenger RNA from Mya arenaria, 7959 nucleotides. RefSeq lists its product as uncharacterized. Bases 1 to 7959 code for a protein of 2652 amino acids. NCBI's taxonomy places the organism in Eukaryota, Metazoa, Mollusca, Bivalvia, Myida, Myidae. The record is from RefSeq and is a predicted model, not a curated record. Gene Ontology annotation, molecular function: protein binding. The transcript has 19 exons.
AUGAUUGGCACAGCUGGGAGCCAUGUUCAGCUUCAUGUGGCGGUGGGACAAGACAAAGGUAUCACGAAUCAUGUGUUCGAGGUGACAAAGAGUGGGACAAAGGUUCAUGUAAUGAGUUUUGUUACAAUGGCGUUACCUACAGAUCCGGAUGCUCUUGCCCAGCUUGGCGUACCGGGGAAUGCUGUUCAGUUACGCUCAAACAUCUUUUUACCUCUCCGAUAUAGGAGAUUAUGCGUUAGAUUUGAAGCAAAAGGAGGUGGAUAUGUAAUAGCGAACGACCUUGUCAAUAACAGAAAUAAACGUCCACAGGCGUACGACAAGACAGUUAUGCAGAACGUUAUUUGCUACAGAUAUGACUCCAUGUCACCAAAGCAUUGCACUGAAAUGAAUACGUGUAACGCAUCAAAUCCAAAUGCUCGGCCAUUGAAUGUUAACAAACGGAUAACAAGGGAACGAGAUAUUCAAGUUUCUUUCGACGAUUGGUCGGAUCCUUUCCCGUCUGGUGGAACAACUGAACAUGCAUCUGGCAUAGAAUCUUAUGAAAUCACAGUGAAUGAAGUAAACGAUGGUGCAUUGUCCUCAAAAGUCAACAACAUGUCUUUGGGUAACAUUACAGCCGGAGGUACAUUUACCAUUACAGCGACCGCCGACAAACCAAGACUAUAUCGGAUACUUCUUACAGUAAAGGAUGUUGCUGACAAUACCAGAAAUGCAAGAGCGUUUGUCCUUUAUGACAACUACUCAACGAUAAUGAUGAAGCAGAAAGAUCUGUUUUACAUCAGUUCUGCGUCACCAUUUAGACAAUUUGAAUGGCAAACGCAUCACAAUGAAAUAUGUAUGAAAUGGCGAGACUAUUUCUACAACAACUUCUACAUAGACAAUGACUAUUUUCAACCAAGUAUUAUAUCAGAACAACCUCCAGUUUCUCUCAUGUAUGAUCAAAUAUCCGGCGAAUUACCAAUCAGUGGAACAAGAACAGUUAAAGGAAUUGUAGACUUUCAGUUUUCCUUCUCAAAGAAUGAGACAUCCUUUUCAAAAGAAAUAUCUGUACCCAAUUUUACUAAUCAGUCCUACUGCCAUCACUUUGAACUAAAAGAUGGCGAAAAAUACACUCUUUCGAUUAAGGCUAUCGACAUAGUAAAUAAUUCUUUGAACGACAGCAGAACCGUUUUCAUAGAUCGAACAGCUCCUAUUAUAAAUAAUAUUUGGCUGACAAAAGAUGAUCAUAGGCAACUGUUCGUCCAUGGCUCUGAGGACCUUUCAAAAAUGAAAAUUUAUUUUGAAACACUCGACCCACACAGUGCAUCUUUUGUGUUACAAGAGACUUGUGAAAGAACUGAUUGUUAUUGUCCAGCCAUUGGCUCAUGUCAGACCUUGGGCUACAGUAUUCCAUUGAACAAACUUGUCGCUAAUAACACGCAUAUCGCGGAUCAUAACAGAAACUAUUAUUUUUGGGUCAAAUCAAGAAAUAACGCAGGUCUUACAAAUAUCGAAUAUCUCGAUAUUUUGGUUGAUUUUUCGCCCCCAGAAACAGGAGUUAUCUUUGAAGGAUUUGAUGGUAACCCGGAGAUCGAUUAUACAAGUGACAAUGACUUACCUGUUCAUUGGCAUGGUUUCAUUGACCAUGAAAGCGGAAUCAUGAUGUACAGAGUCGCACUUGCAGAUCAUUGCCUUAACGCAGAAUCAAUUCUUUCGGAAAACAAAAACGAUUCUAUUAUCGAGGUUAAGGAAAUUAUUGGAAGAGAAACAUCAGCUACGUUUAAAGCCAAUUUUACAGGGAAGUAUUACGCAAGAAUAAGUUCAGGAGAGCGAUUUUUCGUCAGUCUUAAAGCUUUGAGCAAGUCCAAAUCUGAGAGAACACAAGUCAUUGGACCUUUCAUUAUAGACGAAACACCUCCAGAGGUGCGCACGCAUCCAGUUGUUACCAUUUCAGAAAACCAUAUCACCAUGGGCUGGACCAAUAACAGCUUUUAUGAUCCUGAUCAGGAAAAUAACAUAGACCAAAUAUUCUUCCAAAUAGGGAAGUUAUAUGAGAUGAAAUUUAACAACAGCACCACAGUGAAUACAAAGAUUUAUUCAAAUGAUAUGCUACUUUUCAACGAAACAAAUAAUUCUGAGUUGGUAUAUUUUACGUCAUUUACCGAAGAGCCAUGUUUUGACAUUAUCACAGAAGACACAAUCGAACAUCACAUGACUAUUAAAGAAAAGGGUCAUACAGAGUUCAUUACUUCCAGAGCGUUGUUAAAUCCAACUGUAUCGUGGACAACGGACGACAAGAUUUCACGGCAAUCCCUGCGCGUUCAACUAGGUAUGUUCACUGACAUCGCAUCAGAAAAAACGGAUUACCAAGAUGUGACCUUUGUAGAUGUUGGCAGUUAUCUUUCACAGUCAUAUGAAGGGUUUCAAACUCCAAAGGGCGUUACGACCAUUGAAAUAAAAAUGCGUGUUUGUAACAAAAUAAACACGUGCUCUGAAUCAAAUUUAACACAAAUAUUUCAUGUUGAAAGCCCUGUCAGAAACGAAUUGGUUAGCACGUCAGAAUUAAGAAACUCAAACGUGAGCUGUUUGCUUGUACACAUGAAAGGGAUACCCUUCCAGGCUGACAGUGGAAUUUUAUUCCAUCAGUGGUCAUUGUGCUUGGAUGAAGCUUGCAAAAGACAGAUUUCGUCUUGGAAGCUGUUGAACAUCACUGGAAGCACAUUUGAGGUGAAUAUAUGCAUUGCGCCUGAAACAUCAUUAAAGACAAACACAUACGGAUGUAUACGGGCAUUUUCAACUGCUGGAAACGAAAUGACGUGUUGCGCGAAAACCAACGUUUCAAAUACGAAUACAGAUAGGACCAUAUUCGACUUUGAACUUACGUCAAAUGCAUGGAAACACGUACUGGAGAUUAAACACAGCUCAAAUGUUGGCGAACAAUACGAAAUUCUACAGAAUAAUGAGCUUGAUUUUGCCAACGGGAAGUCUGCGGUGGUUGGAGUCAUGCUUUAUGCCGAUCAGCGUAAUUUAACGUGGUAUCUGGUGACAACAUCUACAUUACCUCCGUCUGGCGAUUGUGACAAAAGUUCACAAUGCCAAAACUCUCUAACAACGGGGAAUGGUUAUGCGACGUUUGAUAUCACUCACCUUAUGCAGAACAUACGAUAUUACAUAUGUGCGUUUGCGGAUGAAUCGAUAGUAGAGCGUGAAUAUUCAACAGAACACUUGAGUUCGAUUCAAGAAUGCAGUGAUGGGUUUGUAGUAGACCGUGAGCCACCCUCAGCCGGAAACGUUUUAAUAGAAAACACAAAUGGCUUUGUUGCAAAUGUCAGAAGUAUCAAAAUAUACUGGAAAGGUUUUGCAGAUAAUGUGCACUCUUCAAUGAUGGGAUAUGACCGUGAUAUUGACUAUUACAUGCUUGCAAUAGGUCACAGGAGGGGUCAAGAUGAUAUCAUGCAUUUCAGAAACGUUGGUCAUGUUCAUUCCGUAAACGAAGAUAUUCAAGCUGUCCUAAAUGGAGCAUCAUUUUUUGUAACAGUUAAAGCUGUAGAUUUUGCGGGACAUGAAACAAAGGUAUCGUCAGAUGAAGUACUUGUCGAUACAACGCCUCCAUUUGUGGGAGAUAUCCACAUUCAAAGUAAUUUGUACUCACCUAGAUAUUUCUCGAGCCAUAUAUUAUCAGUUCGAUUAAGUAACUUUAUGGACCAUGAGAGCGGAAUAGACUUUUUUGAAGUUUGUAUCGGCACAGACGUUAAUCUAUGUGAUACUGUCGACUCCAAGCAGGAAUCGGUUGACGUCAUUGAAAUAGCAAUGGAAAAUGCUCUUAGGGAUGGAUCUACAUAUUUCAUUAAUGUUAAGGCGUUCAAUAGAGCCGGAUUGCCAUCAAGAACGGUCUCACGGUCUUUGUCAUUUGACAGUAGUCCCCCAGAGCUUGGCUUUGUUUUUGAUGGGACACGUAAAGAUGCGACUGAUAUCGACUUCCAAAAUACAUCAACGGAAAUACAUAUCCACUGGAAAGGAUUCAACGAUCCACACAGUGGCAUGGCGUACUAUGAGGUCGGUUUAGGGACUCGUCCAUUCGUUGACAAUGUGGAAAGCAUAAUUAACGUUGGCCUUAGAGAAGACUUUAAAUGGCUGGACAAUUUUCAACAUGGCACAAGGUAUUAUGCAACCGUAAAUGCUUGCAAUAACGCAGGACUUUGCCAGAAGCGAACCUCAAAUGGGAUAGUUAUUGACCCUUCUCCCCCGAUUCAAGGACUUGUUAGUAUUGGUUCGGGAUCCAAACACCAUCGAUAUGUUGCUAACAGAGGCUCCGUAACGGUACAAUGGGUUGGUUUUCAAGAUCCGGAAUCUGGCCUGGAUCAUUUUGACAUUUGCAUCGGUGAUUCUCCAUCUAAUUGCAAAUAUCUACCAUACAAGCACUGCCAGUUACGGAACAGUAUUGUGUUGACCGGACUAUCUUUGCCAGAAAACAUAAACCUCUUUGUAACUGUAAGGGCGUUUAAUAAAGCUAAAAUCUUCACAAAUCAAACGUCAGAUUAUUUCCGAAUCGACACCACCGCACCAGUUAUUUUAGAACGCCCUCAAAGACGUCAUGAUAUGAGUGGGGUAUCUUCAAACAAUGGCCAAUGGGAAAGAUCACUAUUAAAACUAAAAUGGAAGUUUGAGGAUAAACAAAGUCCAAUCGUGAGCCACAUUUUAACUUUGAAAACCCAUCAUGACGGUCAUACUCCUGUGGAAUAUCUACACGUCGGGAAUAUUGACAAGCUAACAAUUAGUCUUCACGAAAAUGAUCUGUUAAAUAAUGGAGAUAAAUACUUCGUAACGGUUACAGGGUGUAAUCUUGCUGAUCUUUGCACAGAAGCAAUAUCAGAAAACAUCACUGUUGACUCCUCACCACCACAUGUUGGUGGAUUUAAGCCCCCUCUGAACUGGAAUACGUUUAAGAAAAAUGGAGGUGAGAUGCUUUCAAACGUAACAUUGACAUGGUAUGGAUUUAUUGAUCCUGAAUCUGAAAUAGAGUCCUACUUCAUAACUCUAAGCAGAACAUAUAGUGGUAAUGAACUGUCAAAUGAGACAAUAGUAGUAACAGCAAGUAAUCAACAUUCCGAAAUGAAUACGUCUAUCACAUUAGUUGAAACAAUAAAACCAGAUGACAUUGUCAUUAUUUCUAUCUGGGCAAUGAAUAAAAUUGGACUGAACAGUAGCGUAUCUCGAACAUCGGUUCUAGCAUUGUCUGGUUCAUCAAGACAUGGCAACAUUUCAACAGGCAUACUGGAAUUAGUCAAGCACUCAUGCGACGUUCAUUUCUGCAAUAGUGAUUGCACGUGCGCCGUCUUUGGGAAACCGUGUACUAUGAAAAAAGAUAACAUAACGUGUAACUCUAUGAAUGUUUCGGAAAUUGCAAAUGAACUUCCAACACUUCGUGUCGUAGCGGGAUUGACUGAAACUCACGAGGGAACGACAGCUUCAUCGAAUUGUUUGAGUGGAAAUUGGAAUAUUAUAUCAGGGAAUGAAUCGGCAUUUGAAAGAUAUGAAUGGAGCGCAGGCCUUACAAACCAACCGAUCGGAGAAGGUAUAUACGAUUUGUCAAAGGAGAGGCCAUGGACGGACGUUGGAAAAAGAAAUCAGUUUGUGUACUGUUUGCCAGACAACAAAACUCUGUUGCGAAACAAUAAGUAUGUCAUUUAUGUACGUGUUUGGUACAACUAUGAUCACUUUAGCACAUACAUUUCUCCUCCGAUACUCAUCGAUACGACUCCCCCACAACAGAGUACGAAACGUAAAAUUUUGGAUUCUAAUGAAGACUGCCAAGAAGACGUUGACGUCUUAAAUGCAACAAGCACUGUAACUUGCUGUUGGAACAAGGUAUUCAAAGAAAAUCAGAGUGAAAUUGCAUACUUCGAAGUCGCAUUAGGGACAAGCCCAAAUGGCAGCGAUGUUUAUGGAUUGACGAAUGUUGGGGUGAAUACUCAGAUAACAUUUAACACAAGCUCCCUGCUACAUGGCACACGAUACUAUUGCACUGUUUCUUCUUACAAUAUCCUUGGGUUGCAUACAACAGGAAAUUCAGAUGGCUUUAUGAUUGAUUUUGAUAUUCCGAUUCAGGGCACGGUGUUCAACACACGAUCGUUUUCUAAUCGGCAUUUUCAGUCUUCAACAACAGAAUUUGAAAUAUCUUGGUAUGGCUUCACGGAUCAUUUGUCUGGAAUACGGUCGUAUGAGGUUGCGUACGUUGAAGCCAGUGUAACCAAUUAUACAACUGUCAAUUUUCAAACCACAGGCUUACAAACGAACGGUUUCUUUAGGAACAUAACUUUUCAGCAGGGCAUGUCUUACAAAGGAUUAGUUAAAGCAAUUGAUGGUGCUGGUCAUGAAAGUGAAAUUUCGGUGUCAGCCUCAGUAACAAUUGAUUCGUCUGCACCCACCGGCUAUAUUUGUAGGCAUUGGAAUGCAUCAUCAUUACCUAUCUCGAAUAAUUCAAUUGGUAGUGACUAUAUACAGUUUAAUAUAUCAUGCGAGAGGUACAAGGCAUAUAGGAUCAAUGGAAUAAGUGAUUGCUGCCUUGAUGACACUAGACUUGUACUUCAACAUGGCUAUAACAAAGUUCCAAUUACCUUAGUUAAGAACUACAAUAGGUCGUAUGCAUUCGAAUAUAAUUUUCUAUGCAAGGAAACCAAACAAGAUCUGUUCUCGUUGUAUUUUGACGAAAAUGCAAAGUCUGACAGUAUUCAUCUGUACAUCAGUGAGUGUGAUAUGGAUAUUGGACACGUGCUUGACGUGGUGAAAGUACGACAAAUAGGGCCUUCUACUAUACGUGUAGUUCCUUUUAUUCUCGAUAGAGAAAGUGGAAUACGAAAGUGGUCACUCGGGAUUGGGACGACAGAAAAUGGUUAUCAGUUGCAGACUUUUCAAAAUAAGUUUCAUGGGUCCGAUGGCAUUGUCUCACUCAACGCUUCACAUGGUACAUCCAUAUUUGUUACGGUCAUUGUCGAAAACAAUGCUGGUCUGACCUCUACUUUAAAAGGUAACACAAUAAAGAUAGACAGGACACCGCCUGACGUUGUUGAGAUUAAAGCAGAGUUUCGAGCCAGUGACCUAAACGACACGAUAUUUGCAAGGUGGUCUGCGAAUGAUGAAGAAAGUGGCAUAGCGUACUGUUCCUGUGGACUAGGAAAUGUGGGCGGGCAGUCAGAUAUCAUUCCAAUGCAAGUGUCGGACAGCAUCGAAGGAUGUAAAUUAGUGGCCAUUGAAAAUAAAUCCGAAGUAUUUGUGAACGUUGUCUGUGUCAAUGGUAUGGAAUUGGAGACAUUUGCGUCGACAAAAGUGAAUGUAAUAAGACAUGUCCCUACAACAGAUGAUGCGAUCGUUAAUGUUGUACCGCUGAACGAGUACUCGCCGACACUUCGGGAUUGCGACGAAACCACGUGUACACAGUCUAACCAAAAUAAGUUAUGCUUGGAAUGGACUGGUUUUCAAGAUGUUCGCUAUAUAUCUGGAUACGAGUACAGAAUUCUCGUCGGCAAUUUCUCUGAAAGAAAGUGGAGUCCAUGCAAAAGACAUACGUUUACGGAAGUGAAUAUAAGAAUGCAGGAAAAUGUCAUCUAUUCGGCAGAAGUCAGAGCUAUUAAUCGCUUAGGUCACAGUGCCGAAGUAUCCAAAGAUAUUCGUAGUUUGCCAAAUGGACCAGGCCUAGCAGGGCAACCAGUGAAGACAGUAUUUUCCAACUCUACUCUCUUUUUGGACUGGCAGUCGGUUUUCGAACACACCGGGUUUGAAUUGCGAUAUGAUGUUAUGAUAGGUUCUCAGUCCGGUUAUACUGAUAUACUAGAGCUGCAGAACACCGGAAGUCUACAAUAUACAGUACCUGUGCCAACGUCCACCAUUGUUUCUCCAGUUAUUACGGAGCUCCAUAUUACAAUCAAUGCUAUAGGACUGACUGGAAUUCAGACGCGAUACGGUUUUGUUUACCGUUAUUAG